Helianthus annuus (common sunflower) is the source of this 1879-nucleotide messenger RNA. Its product is annotated as probable L-gulonolactone oxidase 6. The transcript has 4 exons. Bases 24 to 1802 code for a protein of 592 amino acids. NCBI's taxonomy places the organism in Eukaryota, Viridiplantae, Streptophyta, Magnoliopsida, Asterales, Asteraceae. Gene Ontology annotation, molecular function: FAD binding; D-arabinono-1,4-lactone oxidase activity. The record is from RefSeq and is a predicted model, not a curated record. Gene Ontology annotation, cellular component: membrane.
UACCUCGUUGCAGAGUUCUCAUAAUGUUAUCAAGAUCAGUUUUGAUACUCAAAUGGGUGUUCUUACUGAUAAUCAUAUUAGCAAACGGCAACCCCCCCGAAGAGCCUGUUAAAUGUUCCAACAAUUUUACAAACUGCACCAUUACCAACUCCUAUGGCGCAUUCCCAGACCGUAGCACUUGUCAUGCAGCCGAAGCUACAUACCCAUCAUCUGAAGAAGACAUUGUCUUAAUAGUUGCAAACGCUACGAGAGAAAAAAGAAAGAUGAGAGUAGCUACACGUUACUCGCACAGUAUACCAAAGUUGGCUUGUCCCGAUGGUGAGGAUGGGCUCAUUAUCAGUACGGAGAAUCUUAACCGUAUUAUUAAUGUAGAUAAAGAAAAAAUGCUUGUUACCGUAGAGAGUGGUGUAACAUUGAUGCAACUCAUUGAUGAAGCUGCAAAAAGUGGGUUGGCUUUACCUUACACUCCUUAUUGGUGGGGCUUGACGAUUGGUGGUCUUUUAGGCACAGGUGCACACGGUAGCACCCUUUUGGGCAAUGGUAGCGCAAUUCAUGAUCAAGUGGUUCAAAUGCGGAUUGUCACACCAGGAAGCCAGGAAGAUGGUUAUGCUUCAGUGAGAACUCUAAAAGAAGAAGGUGAGCUUGAUGGUGAGAUAAUGGCAGCCAAGGUUUCUCUUGGAGUACUUGGAGUCAUUUCUCAGGUGACUUUAAAGUUGCAACCCAUGUUCAAGAGAUCUGUUACCUUCUUACCAAAAAAUGAUACGGACUUAUCAGAUCAAGUCGCCACUUUUGGGAGACAACAUGAGUUUGCGGACAUGACAUGGUACCCGAGUCAAAAACGAGUUGUUUAUCGCAUUGAUGAUCGAGUUUCCUCCAAUGUCUAUGGAAAUGGGCUCUGGGAUCACCCUGGUUUUCAAGCUACCCCUUCACUUGCACUCCUUACCUUACGAUUGACAGAGGAACUCGAAGAAGCUACUGGUGAUGUUGUUGGAAAGUGUAUACGUGGAAGGCUUACUACAGACACUAUAAGAAAUACUGCAUUUGGGCUGACCAAUAAUGGUAUUUUCUUCACGGAAUACCCAGUGAUUGGAUACCAAAAUCGACUUCAAGCAUCAGGAGGCUGCCUUAAAGGCCUGAUAGAUGCUAAAAUAACUACGUGUCGUUGGGAUCCUAGAGUCAAUGGUUUAUUCUUUCACCAAACCACAAUUAGCAUUGCACUUUCUAAAGCUAAGGAUUUCAUCCAAGAUAUACAAAAGCUUGUAAGUAUCGCACCACAAUCGUUGUGCGGUUUAGAUAUAUACAAUGGGAUCCUUAUGAGAUAUGUUACCGGCUCAAAUGCAUACAUAGGCGAACAAGAAGACUCAUUGGAGUUCGACAUCACAUAUUAUAGAAGUAAAGAUCCCAAAACUCCAAGACUUUUUGAAGAUGUGUUAGAAGAGAUCGAACAAAUGGCGGUGUUUAAGUACAGUGGUUUACCGCAUUGGGGGAAGAAUAGAAAUGUGGCAUUUGAAGGAGCUAUCAAGAAGUACAAAAAUGCUGCAGAGUUUUUGAAGGUUAAAGAGAAAUAUGAUCCAUUAGGGUUAUUCUCAAGUGAGUGGACAGAUCAAGUUUUAGGACUCAAAGGAGGUCUAACCAUUGUUAAGGAGGGUUGUGCACUUGAAGGUUUGUGUGUGUGCUCAGAGGACAUUCAUUGUGCACCCGAAAAAGGUUAUUUGUGUAGGCCUGGGAAAGUCUUUCAGGAUGCAAGGGUCUGUACUUUGGUUCAAGUCUCGACUCAAUCGUCAUCAAAAGCUGAACUUUAAGGUUUAUAUAGUUAUUAGUUUGAAUCUCCUUGUAAAAAAGGAUUAUCAAAACCAUACCCAUACCUAUGUUCUUUGUC